Molecule: messenger RNA, 918 nt
Organism: Tetrahymena thermophila SB210
Lineage: Eukaryota; Ciliophora; Oligohymenophorea; Hymenostomatida; Tetrahymenidae
Product: ankyrin domain protein
Exons: 1
Cellular component (GO): cytoplasm; nucleus
Molecular function (GO): protein binding
Source: RefSeq, a predicted model, not a curated record
AUGGCUCUCUUUUAAGAAUGGUUAUAUGGAUCUGCAAAUGAUUUCUUUUCUUGGAAAAUAUAUGAUAUGCUCCCUAAAUCAGGGACUGUAGACAUACUUGGAUUAUCGAAUUAGUUUCGCCCAUAAAUAUAUUCUGCUUGGCAUCUUAAUCCAAGAAGCGUUAAUUUUCACACCAGAAGAUAUAUUUUAAAAAGAGGAAUUUUAGAAAACGACCUUGAUAUAAUUAAGGAUGCGCUUGACCAUGGAUUAGAUAUAAAUAGCGAAAUAGAUUUAAAAUAUGGGUUUACACCUCUUUCGUUAGCAGCAAUAUUAAAUAGAACUGCGAUAAUAUAAUAUUUAUUUUUGAGAGGAGCUGAUGUGAAUAAAUUGGAUAGGACAGGAAAUACUCCUCUAAUGUAGGCAGUCAAAAACUGGAAUUUUGAAAGUAUAAAAAUCCUAGUUGAAAGCUGCUAUAGUGAUUUAAAUGUUAAAGAUUAAUAUGGUUAGACUGCAUUAGACAAGGCUAAUUUUAAAAAAUUGAAAGCUAUAGAAGUAUACCUGCAAGAUAGAGAUAUACUAAAUGAAGAGAAUGAAAAAAUAUAUCGCAAAGCCUUCAAUUUGGAUAAUUAAGAACAAAGCAAUCUUGUAAAUUAAAACUCGAAAACGAAAAAAAGUUAAAAUAUUUCUAAAAUAUCUGCAAAAGAGUAAGCGCAAUUAGAAAAACAGAUUUAAUUUAAACAAUUCCCAAAAUUUUCUUUAGAAUUAAGUAUCGAAAAUCUAUUCAAUGAUAAAUCUGGUGAAUAACUUAUUAAAAAUAAGAAAGUAUAUAUUCCUUAAGCACUUCGCUAUCCAUUUAACAAUUUUAAAGGUGUUUAUAGAGUAUCAUUCUAAAAUUUAAAGACUGUAGAUGAAGCACUUUUGGAAAUUAAUGGAAAUUGA